This is a messenger RNA of Myotis myotis, 6135 nucleotides long. It is a transcript of the gene MAGI2, whose product is annotated as membrane associated guanylate kinase, WW and PDZ domain containing 2. Gene Ontology annotation, cellular component: dendrite; cytoplasm. Gene Ontology annotation, molecular function: type II activin receptor binding; signaling receptor complex adaptor activity; SMAD binding. Gene Ontology annotation, biological process: receptor clustering; signal transduction. Lineage: Eukaryota; Metazoa; Chordata; Mammalia; Chiroptera; Vespertilionidae. The transcript has 22 exons. The coding region runs from base 489 to 4856 and encodes 1455 amino acids. The record is from RefSeq and is a predicted model, not a curated record.
CACACCACACGCACACGCACACGCGCGCGGAUCCGCCGCUGCCACUGCAGCUGCCAUGGACAUCAGCUAACACCACACACCCAGGCGCGCGCUCCCACUCGCACGGCGCAGGAGUGGCCCCCGGCAUCCCUGCCCGCCGUCACCACCCCCACCCCACCCGCUCCCCGCUCCGCCACUGCUCGCUCGGGCCGCCGCCGCCGCCACUGCUCUCCGCUGCGGGGCCACAGCCCUGAGUGUCAUUCCAGGGACAGCACCACCUCACCCCAGCUCUCCCACCUCUGCCCAGCCGCCCCGCUCCUCCCUCCCCGUCCGCGUCCACACUCCAUCCCAAGAAGAGGGAAAGCGCCGAACAGAGGUGGGAGGAAAGCAAAGUCCGCUCUUCUCACCUCUGGGCCCCCCACCCCGGCUCCUCCAUCCUCAUCCUCUCACCGCCCACACCCCUGCCCCGGAGGAACCCCUCAGGAGCCGAGGCGACUCGCCCCACUGCCAUGUCCAAAAGCUUGAAAAAGAAAAGCCACUGGACCAGCAAAGUCCACGAGAGUGUCAUUGGCAGGAACCCGGAGGGCCAGCUGGGCUUCGAGCUGAAGGGGGGUGCGGAGAACGGCCAGUUCCCCUACCUGGGGGAGGUGAAGCCCGGCAAGGUGGCCUAUGAGAGCGGCAGCAAGUUGGUGUCGGAGGAGCUCCUGCUGGAGGUGAACGAGACCCCCGUGGCGGGGCUCACCAUCAGGGACGUGCUGGCCGUCAUCAAACACUGCAAGGACCCCCUGCGGCUCAAGUGUGUCAAGCAAGGAGGAAUUGUUGAUAAGGAUCUUCGUCACUACCUCAACUUACGAUUUCAGAAGGGUUCCGUGGACCACGAACUUCAGCAAAUCAUUCGUGACAACCUCUACCUCCGCACAGUGCCAUGCACUACAAGGCCACAUAAGGAGGGCGAGGUCCCCGGAGUGGACUAUAUCUUCAUCACUGUUGAAGAUUUUAUGGAAUUAGAGAAAAGUGGUGCUCUCCUAGAAAGUGGGACUUACGAAGACAAUUACUACGGUACCCCCAAGCCUCCAGCAGAACCAGCACCAUUACUAUUAAAUGUAACAGACCAGAUACUUCCGGGAGCCACGGCAAGUGCUGAAGGAAAACGGAAGAGGAAUAAAUCAGUGAGCAACAUGGAGAAAGCCAGUAUAGAGCCUCCUGAGGAGGAAGAGGAGGAGAGGCCUGUGGUCAAUGGAAAUGGAGUAGUAGUAACACCAGAAUCCAGUGAACAUGAAGACAAGAGUGCAGGUGCCUCAGGGGAGACACCCUCCCAGCCUUAUCCUGCACCAGUGUACAGUCAGCCCGAGGAGCUGAAGGAGCAGAUGGAUGAUGCAAAACCAACUAAACCUGAAGAGAAUGAGGAAUCAGACCCACUGCCUGACAACUGGGAAAUGGCCUACACAGAGAAGGGUGAAGUCUACUUCAUUGACCAUAACACAAAGACAACAUCAUGGCUGGAUCCACGACUUGCGAAAAAGGCUAAACCUCCAGAAGAGUGCAAAGAAAAUGAGCUUCCAUAUGGCUGGGAAAAAAUCGAUGAUCCCAUAUAUGGCACUUAUUAUGUUGACCACAUAAAUAGAAGAACACAGUUUGAAAACCCUGUCCUGGAAGCAAAACGGAAGCUACAGCAGCAUAACAUGCCCCACACGGAACUUGGAACCAAGCCCCUGCAGGCCCCAGGUUUCCGAGAAAAGCCGCUCUUCACCCGGGAUGCAUCCCAGUUGAAGGGGACGUUCCUCAGCACCACCCUGAAAAAGAGCAGCAUGGGAUUUGGCUUUACCAUCAUUGGCGGAGACGAGCCCGACGAGUUUCUGCAGGUGAAAAGUGUGAUUCCGGACGGGCCCGCAGCACAGGACGGGAAGAUGGAGACGGGUGAUGUCAUUGUCUAUAUUAAUGAAGUUUGUGUCCUUGGACACACCCAUGCAGACGUCGUCAAACUUUUCCAGUCGGUUCCUAUUGGUCAGAGUGUCAGCCUGGUGUUGUGUCGUGGCUACCCUUUGCCCUUUGACCCUGAAGAUCCUGCUAACAGCCUGGUGCCACCCCUUGCAAUAAUGGAGAGGCCACCUCCAGUCAUGGUCAAUGGCAGACAUAACUAUGAAACGUAUUUGGAAUACAUUUCUCGGACCUCACAGUCGGUUCCAGACAUAACAGAUCGGCCGCCUCAUUCUUUGCACUCCAUGCCAGCAGACGGGCAGCUCGAUGGCACGUAUCCACCGCCUGUCCAUGACGACAAUGUGUCUAUGGCUUCAUCUGGGGCCACCCAAGCUGAACUCAUGACCUUAACCAUUGUGAAAGGUGCCCAGGGCUUUGGCUUCACUAUUGCCGACAGUCCGACCGGACAGCGGGUGAAACAAAUACUUGACAUUCAGGGAUGCCCUGGCCUGUGCGAAGGCGACCUCAUUGUUGAGAUCAACCAGCAGAAUGUACAGAACCUGAGCCAUACAGAAGUAGUGGAUAUACUUAAGGACUGUCCCAUUGGAAGCGAGACUUCUUUGAUUAUCCAUCGAGGAGGUUUCUUUUCUCCAUGGAAAUCUCCAAAGCCUAUCAUGGACCGAUGGGAGAAUCAAGGCAGUCCUCAGACGAGUUUAUCUGCUCCGGCCAUACCACAGAACCUGCCCUUCCCACCCGCUCUUCACAGGAGCUCCUUUCCUGACUCAACAGAGGCCUUUGACCCCAGGAAGCCUGACCCAUAUGAGCUCUACGAGAAAUCUAGAGCCAUUUAUGAAAGUAGGCAACAAGUGCCAACAAGGACCAGUUUUCGAAUGGAUUCCUCUGGUCCAGACUAUAAGGAGCUGGAUGUUCAUCUUCGUAGGAUGGAGUCUGGAUUUGGCUUCAGAAUUCUCGGAGGAGAUGAGCCUGGACAGCCUAUUUUGAUUGGAGCCGUCAUUGCCAUGGGCUCAGCCGACAGAGAUGGCCGCCUACACCCUGGAGAUGAGCUCGUCUAUGUCGAUGGGAUCCCAGUGGCGGGCAAGACCCACCGCUAUGUCAUCGACCUUAUGCACCACGCAGCCCGGAACGGGCAGGUCAACCUCACUGUGAGAAGAAAGGUGCUAUGUGGAGGGGAGCCCUGCCCAGAGAACGGGAGGAGCCCAGGCUCCGUAUCAACCCACCACAGCUCUCCACGCAGUGACUACGCCACCUACACCAACAGCAACCACGCUGCCCCCAGUGGCAGCGCCUCUCCCCCGGAAGGCUUCGCGUCCCACAGCCUGCAGACCAGCGACGUGGUCAUUCACCGGAAAGAGAACGAAGGCUUCGGCUUCGUCAUCAUCAGCUCCCUGAACAGGCCUGAGUCCGGGUCCACUAUAACUGUGCCCCAUAAAAUCGGACGCAUCAUUGAUGGGAGUCCUGCAGAUCGCUGUGCAAAGCUCAAAGUGGGAGACCGGAUCUUAGCGGUGAACGGCCAGUCGAUCAUCAACAUGCCUCACGCAGACAUCGUGAAGCUGAUCAAGGACGCGGGUCUCAGUGUCACCCUUCGCAUCAUUCCUCAGGAGGAGCUCAACAGCCCCGCCUCGGCGCCCAGCUCCGAGAAGCAGAGCCCCAUGGCCCAGCAGCACAGCCCCCUGGCCCAGCAGAGUCCUCUGGCCCAGCCGAGCCCAGCCACCCCCAACAGCCCUGUCACCCAGCCAGCUCCUCCUCAGCCACUGCAACUACAGGGACAUGAAAAUAGUUACAGGUCAGAAGUAAAAGCAAGACAAGAUGUGAAACCGGACAUCCGACAGCCUCCAUUCACAGACUACAGGCAGCCCCCCCUGGACUACAGGCAGCCCCCAGGGGGUGACUACCAGCAGCCCCCACCCUUGGACUACAGGCAACCUCCGCUGCUGGACUACAGACAGCACUCCCCCGACACCAGGCAGUACCCUCUGUCAGACUACAGGCAGCCCCAGGACUUUGAUUAUUUCACCGUGGACAUGGAGAAAGGAGCCAAAGGAUUUGGGUUCAGCAUUCGCGGAGGAAGGGAGUACAAAAUGGAUUUGUACGUGUUGAGGUUGGCAGAAGAUGGGCCGGCAGUAAGGAACGGAAGGAUGAGGGUAGGAGAUCAAAUCAUUGAAAUCAAUGGGGAGAGCACCAGGGACAUGACACAUGCCAGAGCAAUAGAACUCAUCAAGUCGGGAGGAAGAAGAGCGAGGCUGCUGCUGAAGCGCGGGACGGGGCAGGUCCCGGAGUAUGACGAACCCGGCGCCUGGAGCGGUCCCGCUGCCGCCGCCGCAGGUCUGCAGGAAGUAGGCGCCCCCCUCGAGGACGUCCUCUCGCCAUUCUCUCCAUCGCAUCCAGCCCCACCCUCCGACCCUUCCCACCAGAGAAGCCCAGACCCGACUGGGGAGAUCCAAAGGGAGCACGACGUUAGGAAACCAAAGGAGCUGGCGGCCGGCGGCCAGAAGAAGCAGCGCCCGGGGGCGCAGAGGGAGCGCUCGGCCAGCCCGCGGAGGGCCGCGCGGCCGAGGCUCGAGGAGGCGCCCGGCGGCCAGGGGCGGCCCGAGGCCGGCAGGCCCCCCUCGGAGGCCCGGGCGCCCGGGCGCGCGGCGGCGGACGCGGCGGACACGGCGCGGGCCGGCGGGCCGGAGGGGCCCCGAGCCGCCGCGGGCCCCGAGCUCGGCCGCCGCGAAGGCCCGGGCGCGGCGCCUGGGUUCGCGGGCCCGGGAGGCGGCGGCGGCGCGCGGGAGGCCGAGGGCCGGGCGGGCGCGCGCGCGGGACCCCGGCCGGGCGCGCGGCCUCCGGGGGGCGCCCCUGCGCGCAAGGCGGCGGUGGCGCCGGGGCCCUGGAAGGUGCCGGGCUCCGACAAGCUGUCCGGGGUCCUCCAGCCCGGCGCCUCGGCCGCGGGCAGAUGAGCCCCAGCCCGCCGCCCCGCCCGGACGCCCGCCGGCCCCGCUCCGGUCCGUCUGCGGGCGUUUUAAUUUAUUGUCACUGUCACGCGCAUCGAUCCGCGCGCGCCGAGGCCUGGGGGCGUCCACGCGCAGACCUAACUGAUCCUAAAGCCCCCGGUUCCGCUGGGGGGGCUUGGGCAGCUACGGAAGAACCAAAACAACGUGAAGAGCAUCACGGAGAGACAAUGCAGUGUAGCUUUAGUUUAAAAAGAAAGAAAGAAAGAAAAAAUAUUCCCCCACUGCAUGAAGGAUCUGGACGUCAUCCAAACUUUCUAUUCAAGAGACUGGACCGAUUAAGAGCAAUCACAAACUGGAAUAUCGCCUUAAAAUUCAAACUGCACGGAGCAAGCUGAAGCUGAGACAAGAUUAUAUCUUUUAAUUGAUCUAAAGAGUUGUAAAUAAAUCGUUCUUGACCUAUCUAGACAGGGGUUAAAAGGUUUCUUUGAAACAUUCGGAACUGUCCGCUCAUGCCGUUCCAUGGCUCACCCGAGGCACCCAUCCCUGGUGUGAGCAGCGACGUUCCCUGCGUAGCGCAGGGUGAGUUAGAGAUCUAGUGAAUCCAUUGGUAUGAUGCCAUUUGUACCGCCAUUUCUGCGAUCAAAUCAUCUUUCUGUACAUUUUCAGCAGUAGAGAAAAAAGGUUUUAAAAAUUGUAUCCUAGGGAACCGUUCGCCGUAAGUCAGAAUUCUGCAGUUUAGCUCAUAGAUCUCAAUUGGUUUCAUCUAAAAUACGCAUUUUGAUCAUUGAAGGACCACGAUUUGUUUAGCCAUGAUUGGCAACGCUGCAGUUCCUGUGUGAAAAGGCUUUCCUAUUGUCUCAGGCUAGCAGAGGUAGUAGCUUCUUUGACAGCGAUGUUGUAUUUCACUUAUAUUAUUGUCUUUUUUAAAAAACCCCUUUCCAUGACUUCAUUUUCACUUUCAUAGAGCAGAGACGAAGUACUUCUCCAAUAUUUCUCAGAUUAUGAUGAAUCCCUGAUAUUUAAAAAAAUCACUAUUAUGACCAAUUUAUUUUCAUUAAAGAACAUAAAUCUUUUUAGCAUUCCUUUCUGCUUAUCUUUCUUUCCUUAUUCUUUCUCCGUGUAUCUCCAUUUGCUUUGCUUUUCGUUCUGGUGGUGGUUGCCAAAUUUUAUUUCUUUAGCAAGCUCUAGAUGUUUCUGUUUACCUUCAUUGAUCUAUGGUUGAUCCCCCAGUAAAAUUUUAAGGCUUGGCUUUCUUCCCUGCUGUUAUAAAAUUUCUUCGGGGGGG